UUCUCUUAGCUUUGCCUUAUUAAAAUAACAAUUGAAGAUUCCGUAACUAUGGUUGGAGCCAGAUAUUUACUUCCAUGGCCCCAGUUCGCUGGUCUUCCUCUCGAGUCAGCGACCGGAAUGUGUGGUUCAGAGCAACCAGAGAACAGAAUAUCUACACACGAUUGAUUGGAAUUUGGAAACUGCAAACCAGUAGCGCAAUGGCUCCUGCCAAGGAUCGCCUCCACAACCUUCUGGUCCUGCUCUUGUUCAUAGGUUGCCUCUUCAUAGAUGCUGCCGCCAAGCUUAACACCACAGCGCCUUGCCUCCCGGAUCAAGCUUCUUCCCUCCUCCGGCUAAAAGCUUCCUUCAUCGGUGACAACCUACCAUCAUGGCAAGCUGCAACAGAUUGUUGCCACUGGGAGGGCGUCACCUGCGACAUGGCCUUUGGAAGAGUCAUUUCUCUUGACCUCAGUGAGUUCCACCUAAUGAGCAGGCGUCUUGAUCCUGCGCUCUUCAACCUCACCUCUCUCAGGAACCUCAGCCUUGCAUCUGUUGACUUCAGUGGAUAUUUCAUUUCGCUCCCGGCUUUUGGGUUUGAGCGGCUCACGGAUAUCAUUUACCUCAACCUCUCUGAUACCGGUUUUAAGGGUAAGAUCCCAAUUGGAAUUGCGUGCCUCAAGAACCUUGUGACCAUUGACUUGUCUGGUAAUUACAACUUGUAUUUUGAACGGCCAAGUUUCCAAACCAUCAUGGCAAAUAUGAGCAAUCUGAGGGAGCUUUAUCUUGAUGAAGUGGGUUUACAGGACAUCGGAUCGGAUUGGUCCACUGUUUUAGCAGACUCCGUUCCCCAGCUACAGAUUCUUAGUUUGUCCCGCUGUGAUAUAUCAGGUUCUAUCCACCCUUCAUUCUCAAGGCUUCGCUCACUUACAGCGAUCAACCUCGGAUACAAUGAUGGACUCACCGGCGGCAAAGUCCCGGAGUACUUUUCUGAACUAUCUUCCUUGACCAUUUUAGACAUAUCAGGAAAUCAAUUUGAAGGGCAAUUUCCAACAAAAAUAUUCCAGCUAAAAAGUUUGAGGACGCUUGAUUUGUCCUGGAACCCCAUGCUUUCUACGAGAUUAACAUAUUUCCCAGCUGGAAACAAUUUGGAAGUACUAAAUCUAGAAGGGACCAAUUUCUCUUAUGACACGCCAUCCUCGUUUGGUAAUCUCGAGUCUUUACAGACAUUGGGGCUUAGCACGAUGGGCAUUGAUAAUGAACUCGCCUCUUUGAUAUCUGAGCUUCCAGCAUUGGAUGACCUGCAACUCUUUGGGUCAGGUUUGGAGAACCCGGUAUUAUCUUGGGUCAGCAAUCUUACCCAAUUGACAAACCUGCAGCUUGAUGGUUAUGACUUCACUAAAUCGGUUCCCACUUGGAUCGGCAAAUUGACAAGGCUGGAAAGUUUGACGAUAGAGGAUUGCAGUUUCUCCGUGCCAAUACCAUACCAGAUUAGAAAUCUUACUAAAUUGGCAGCGCUGCAGUUCUCAGGUUGCGACUUCGCUGAGCAAAGAAUGCCAUCAUGGAUAGGCAAUCUUACAAAGUUGACUUCUUUGGUCAUUGGUGGUUGCAGUUUAUCUGGGCCAAUACCCUCAACAAUUGGGAACCUGAUCCAACUUGAAGAGUUGAAGUUCUCCUAUACUGACAUCAGCGGAAAAAUUCCGAAGUCUUUGUUCACUCUUCCAGGCCUGCAGCAUCUUCAUCUAAUUAAGAAUCAGCUUGUUGGCUCACUAGAAGACAUUCCUGCUCCUUUAUCGUCACCAUUGCGGGAGAUUGAUUUAGGAGGUAAUCAAUUGACAGGCCCAAUACCAAAAUCACUUUUUCAGCUCACGAAUCUUGAGCGUCUCAGUCUUGAAUCGAAUAAAUUGACAGGCACAAUAGAACUUGGCUCUAUAUGGAGGUUGAAAAAUCUCACUUAUCUUAACCUGGGUAACAAUUUGAUAUCACUCGUAGAAAAAGAAGGUGAUAUGAUAUUCUCUUAUUCCCUUAAAAUCCAAGAGUUAUACCUUCCAUCUUGCAACCUUACAAAAUUUCCGGAAUCAUUAAAAUAUCUUGACACUAUUCAAGUUCUCGACCUUUCUAAUAACCAAAUCGAAGGGGCCAUACCUAGUUGGGUGUGGGAGAAUCCCCUUGUUGAGUUGGAGCUCUCACGCAACAUGUUUACUACUUUAGAGAAGUCUCCUGCUGUUCAGAUGACACAUUUAGUUUUUCUUAAUCUCAGUGUUAAUAGAAUUCAAGGAAGCAUACCAAUACCAUCAACUCCAUCCGACCUGGUUCUGUUGGAUUACUCAAAUAAUGAUUUCUCUACCAUUGAACCUAACUUUGGCAGGUAUCUUAGAAAUGCCAUCUACAUCAAUUUGUCAAAAAAUAAAUUAAGUGGCCAUGUACCACUUUCAUUUUGUAGUUUAAGCCAACUUGAGCUCAUGGACUUAUCUUACAAUAACUUUAGUGGACCAAUUCCAUCAUGUCUUAUGGAAAGAGUUGACCUGAGCAUAUUGAAGUUAAGAGGAAACAAAUUACAUGGCGUGCUACCUGAAAAUAUUAGAGAAGGAUGUAAGCUUCAGACAAUUGAUUUCAAUGAAAAUCAAAUUGAAGGUGCGCUACCUAGAUCACUAGCAAAUUGCCAAGACUUAGAGGUUCUUGAUGUUGGCAGUAAUCAUAUUGUAGAUUCAUUUCCAUCAUGGAUGGGUACUCUUCCAAAGCUUCGAAUUCUUGUGUUGAGAUCUAACCAACUGUAUGGCACUAUAAGGGAUCUUCGCAGUGGCUACCAACACUUCACAAGUUUGCAAAUAGUUGAUUUGGCCUCCAACCAUUUCUCUGGUGUCUUACAUUCUGAAUGGUUUGAGAAUUUUAUUUCAAUGAUGAAUAACAACAAUGAUGAGGGGCAGAUAUUAGAGCACGAAACAAAUGCAUCACGGGCACCAUUGUAUCAAGAUACUGUCACUAUCACAUUCAAAGAUGCUGAUUUAAGCAUCACCAAAAUCCUUACUACUUUCAAAGUAAUUGAUUUGUCAAAUAACUCAUUUGAGGGUUCCAUUCCAAGUUCAAUUGGAAGGCUUGCUUCACUUCACGGACUUAACAUGUCGCACAAUAACUUCACGGGAGAAAUUCCAUCACAACUUGGGAGGUUAACAAGGUUGGAAUCAAUAGAUCUCUCUUGCAACAAUCUCUCGGGAGAAAUUCCACAGGAGUUUACCUCCCUAACUUCUCUUUCCUGGUUGAACCUUUCGUAUAACAACUUGACGGGAAGAAUACCGCAGGGAAACCAAUUCUUGUCAUUUCCCAGCAGUUCGUUUGAAGGCAAUGCUGGUCUAUGUGGAAUUCAGCUUUCCAAGGAAUGUGACACUCGUCCAGAUUCAACCACCCCAAGCACAUUGGCUCCACAACGCAAUACUUUGUGGCAGGAUAGACUUGAUGCCAUCAUUUUGUUCCUCUGUGCUGGCUUGGGCUUUGGCGUGGGUUUUGCAUUGGCAAUCAUAUUCGGUCCCUUUUACCACAUAGAAGAAUGGCUUUGCAAGCAUUUGUAAUAGUAAUAUAAGUUUUCAACAAGAAUAAUUAUGUAUGUUUGUCUUGUUCUCGUUAUUAGAUGAGACAUUUUAAAUCCACUCAGUUGUAAUUACGUUGUAACUAGUCCAUCAACCCGUACUUCCACAUGAGCUAGUA
Molecule: messenger RNA, 3678 nt
Organism: Setaria italica (foxtail millet)
Lineage: Eukaryota; Viridiplantae; Streptophyta; Magnoliopsida; Poales; Poaceae
Product: probable inactive leucine-rich repeat receptor kinase XIAO
Exons: 2
Coding region: 75-3542 (1155 amino acids)
Molecular function (GO): protein binding
Source: RefSeq, a predicted model, not a curated record